Molecule: messenger RNA, 219 nt
Organism: Aureococcus anophagefferens
Lineage: Eukaryota; Pelagophyceae; Pelagomonadales; Pelagomonadaceae
Exons: 1
Biological process (GO): positive regulation of mRNA splicing, via spliceosome
Cellular component (GO): spliceosomal complex
Molecular function (GO): RNA binding
Source: RefSeq, a predicted model, not a curated record
CUCUUCGUCGGCAACAUCUCCUACGACAUGACCCAGGGCGACCUGGACCAGAUCUUCGGCCCCUACGGCCAGCUCACGGACACCUUCCUCCCCACGGAGCGCGAGACGGGCCGCCCGCGCGGCUUCGCGUUCGUCACGUUCUCGAGCCCGGCCGAGGCGCAGGCGGCGAUCGCCGCCGUCGACGGCCAGGACAUCGACGGCCGCGCGCUCCGCGUGAAC